Molecule: messenger RNA, 837 nt
Organism: Meyerozyma guilliermondii ATCC 6260
Lineage: Eukaryota; Fungi; Ascomycota; Pichiomycetes; Serinales; Debaryomycetaceae
Exons: 1
Coding region: 1-837 (278 amino acids)
Source: RefSeq, a predicted model, not a curated record
AUGCAGGCUCACAGCUUUCCAAAAAAGCGCGCACAAAAAACCCUGGAACUGCACGUGACUUGUGACAGUGAUAUUAUUAUACUACCAACAUUAUACUUAAGCAGUCUCCUCAACCUUCUCUGGAACAGCCUUGUAAGACUUGACAGUAGGGGCUGGGACAACCUCGUCCUCAUCCUUGGCCUCGGAGAUCAAGACAGCAUCGGGCAAAGCCUUAGGGCCAACUCUGGCGGUAGCUGGGUCCUUCAUAAUCUUGACUCUGAUACCCAAAACACCUUGUCUCAUCAACACGUGUCUGAUGGCAAUGUCAAUAAAGUCGUUGGUUGGUUGACCAGAGUGGAUCAUGAAACCGUCAGAGUACUUUUGAGACUUGGCUCUAGCAGCUCUCAAUUUACCGGAGAUGACAACCUCCACACCCUUAGCACCAGCAGCCAUGGCAAAUCUCAACACACCGUAGGCGGCUCUUCUCAUUGGCAAACCGUUCAACAACUUGGAUUUCAAGGCUUCGGCUUGGACAGCAGCGGACAAACCUCUCUCCUCGAUUCUCUCGGCGUAGAUGACAAUUCCUUCAGGAGACAACUUGAAUCUCUUGACAAUCAAGGAGGUCAACUCGUGGAUUCUACGUCCUUGUUCUCCCAAAACACCUUGGGUGUUGGAAGCCUUGACAAUAACCUCCAACUUGGAUGGGGUCUUUCUGACCUCAACACCGGCGUAACCUUGUUCAGCCAAUUCUCUGGUGAAGAAUUCGUUCAACUCGGCGUAGAAGACACCAUCAGCUACCAACUUUCUUUUCUUGGACAAAAUUGCGUUAACCAUUUUUUAGUUUAUGAGAGGAUGUAG